Molecule: messenger RNA, 1806 nt
Organism: Hypoxylon fragiforme
Lineage: Eukaryota; Fungi; Ascomycota; Sordariomycetes; Xylariales; Hypoxylaceae
Product: MFS general substrate transporter
Exons: 3
Coding region: 1-1806 (601 amino acids)
Biological process (GO): transmembrane transport; basic amino acid transport
Cellular component (GO): fungal-type vacuole membrane
Molecular function (GO): basic amino acid transmembrane transporter activity
Source: RefSeq, a predicted model, not a curated record
AUGUCCGCCAAGGGUCCGAACCCCGCCGGAGCCGGCCCGGAUCCGGUCCUGGAGACGGCACCUCUUCUUGGUCCCAACAACACUUCCGCUACCGACAGCAUCGGUGAAAUACAGGACAAUGGCACAUUCCCGAGCGUCAGUAAACGCAAAUCGGCCGUCGACGAUGAUGACGACGACGACGACGACGAUGCGGCAACGGACGUGGAGAGUGGCCAGGUCGAGGAUAUCAACGGUGCUGCUGCGUCAAACGGGGAUGCCCCGAAGAUGAAGGCGGAUAUGAAGACGCUGAUACCGGUGCUCGCUAUUGGUAUCUUCCUCGUAGCCCUCGACCAAACCCUCACCGUCGCGACCUACGCGCGCAUGGGCAGCGACCUGCACGCGCUCAACAACACCAGCUGGAUCUCGACCUCGUACUUCCUGACGCUCACGGCCUUCCAGCCCCUGUACGGGCGCCUCACCGCCGUCUUCGGCAGCAAGCACUGCCUGCUCUUCGCGAGCCUCGUCUUCGGCCUCGGGUGCCUGGGGUGCGGGCUGUCGCGCGACAUCGCCGAGCUGUGCGUCUCCCGCGCCGUCGCCGGCGUCGGCGGCGGCGGCCUCAACGCCGUCGUCACCAUCCUCGUCACCGACCUCGUCUCCCUCCGCGACAGGGGCCUCUGGCAAGGCUACAUCAACAUCGUGUACGCGUGCGGCGUUGCGUCCGGCGGCCCCGUCGGCGGCCUGCUCGCCGACGGCGUGGGCUGGAGGUGGGCGUUUGCCGGGCAGUUCCCCGUCGCCAUGUUUGCGUUCGUGGCGGUGUGUCUGCGCCUGCCGGGGAUGAACGCCGGGCGCGAAAAUGGUGAUGGUGGUGGUAGUAGUAGUAGUAGCGCGCACUGGACCGCGAAAGUCCUGCGCAUCGACUUCCUCGGGGCCUUCAUCCUGCAGACGGCCGUGUUCGCGCUGCUGUUCGGGCUGGACAACGGGAGCAACGAGGGGUGGGGUCGGCGGGCGACGUUCGUUCCUCUCGCCCUGACCCCGCCUCUCUUCGCGCUGUUCGUCUUCGUCGAGGUCAAGGUGGCGCGCGACCCGUUCGCGCCCGGCCAUGUGAUCCUCGACCCGCCGCUGCUCGCGGCGUACCUGUCCAACUUCUGCGGCGUCGCUGCCCAAGUCGCCGUGUACUUCUUCAUCGCGCUCUUCUUCCAGGCUGCCAUGGGCCUGUCGGCCAGCAUGUCCGGGCUUAUGUAUGUCUCUAGUAGUGUGCUCGGGCUUGUUGGUUCGCUGGCUGGGGGGUAUCUCAUGCGGCGCACGGGGAAGUACUACUGGCUCACGCUGUACGGGUAUAUUAUCUUGCUUCUUGGCAUAGUGCCCAUGGUGCUGUGUGCUGGUGCCGCGGUCAAGUCGACGGCGGGCGUUGUGGUUGGGCUGUCUAUUCUGGCCAUGGGCUCGGGUAUUUCCAUCACCACAACCCUCAUCUCCGUAAUCGCCAACGCCGCCCCCACCGACGUCCCCAUCGCCAUCGCCUGCCAGUACCUCUUCCGCUCCCUCGGCACCACCAUCGGCAUCAGCGCCUCCACCGCCGUCUUACAACAAGUUUUACGCGUGCGGCUCGCGGCCUCCUUAGGCGGCGACGACGACGCGGCCCGCCGCAUCGAGGAGCGCGUGAGGCAGAGCCUUGAUUACAUCCGCCAGCUGGACCCGGACGUCGCGCGCCUCGUGCGUGACUGCUACGCCGUGGCCGUCCAGUGGGCGUUCCUCCCCGUUGCUGUGCUGGGCUUUGGCGCGCUACUGUCCGCGGCUUUUAUGCGGGAGAGGAAGUUGGAGGGGAGGUAA